AUGCACGAUGUGAUCCGGAAAGUGAAGAAGAAGGGCGAGUGGAAGGUACUGGUGGUGGAUCAGCUCAGCAUGCGCAUGCUUUCCUCCUGCUGCAAGAUGACCGACAUCAUGACGGAGGGCAUAACGAUCGUGGAAGACAUCAACAAGCGCCGGGAGCCGCUGCCCAGCCUGGAGGCCGUCUAUCUCAUCACCCCCUCCGAGAAGUCCAUCCACUCCCUCAUCAGCGACUUCAAGGAUCCCCCCACCUCCAAGUACAGAGCUGCCCACGUCUUCUUCACUGACUCCUAUGCCCUGUGCACCGAGCUGGUGAAAUCCCGCGCUGCCAAGGUCAUCAAAACCCUGACGGAGAUCAACAUUGCCUUCCUCCCCUCCGAGUCCCAGGUUUACUCCCUGGAUUCGGCCGACUCCUUCCAAAGCUUUUACAGCCCCCACAAGGCUCAGAUGAAGAACCCGAUCCUGGAGCGCCUGGCAGAGCAGAUCGCCACGCUGUGCGCCACGCUGAAGGAGUACCCGGCCGUGCGGUACAGGGGGGAUUACAAGGACAACGCCAUGCUGGCGCAGCUCAUCCAGGACAAGCUGGACGCCUACAAGGCUGAUGACCCCACCAUGGGCGAGGGUCCGGACAAGGCUCGCUCCCAGCUUCUCAUCCUGGACCGCGGCUUUGACCCUGCUUCCCCGGUGCUGCACGAGCUGACCUUCCAGGCCAUGAGCUACGACCUGCUGCCCAUCGAGAACGACGUCUACAAGUAUGAGACGAGCGGCAUCGGGGAAGCCCGGAUUAAGGAGGUUCUUCUGGAUGAGGAUGACGACCUGUGGGUCACCUUGCGCCACAAACACAUCGCCGAGGUGUCCCAGGAGGUGACCCGGUCCCUGAAGGAGUUUUCGUCAAGCAAGAGGAUGAACACAGGCGAUAAGACCACCAUGAGAGACCUGUCCCAGAUGCUGAAGAAGAUGCCGCAGUACCAGAAGGAGCUCAGCAAGUAUUCGACCCACUUGCACCUGGCCGAGGACUGCAUGAAGCACUACCAGGGCACGGUGGACAAGCUCUGCAGAGUUGAACAGGACUUGGCCAUGGGCACUGAUGCUGAAGGCGAGAAGAUCAAGGACCCCAUGAGGGCCAUCGUCCCCAUCUUGCUGGAUGGGAAUGUCAGCACCUAUGACAAGAUCCGCAUUAUCUUGCUCUACAUCUUCCUGAAGAACGGUAUCACCGAGGAGAACCUGAACAAGCUGAUCCAGCACGCUCAGAUCCCAGCAGAGGACAGCGAGAUCAUCACCAACAUGGCCCACCUCGGGGUGCCCAUCAUCACAGACUCCACCCUGCGCCGCCGGAGCAAGCCGGAGCGGAAGGAGCGGAUCAGCGAGCAGACCUACCAGCUCUCCCGAUGGACCCCUGUAAUUAAGGACAUCAUGGAGGACGCCAUCGAUGACAAGCUGGACACCAAGCACUACCCGUACAUCUCCACCCGCUCCUCCGCCUCCUUCAGCACCACUGCCGUCAG
Messenger RNA from Fulmarus glacialis (Northern fulmar), 1499 nucleotides. Its product is annotated as syntaxin-binding protein 1. The record is from RefSeq and is a predicted model, not a curated record. Gene Ontology annotation, molecular function: syntaxin binding. Lineage: Eukaryota; Metazoa; Chordata; Aves; Procellariiformes; Procellariidae. The annotation marks the transcript as partial. Gene Ontology annotation, biological process: neurotransmitter secretion; vesicle-mediated transport; intracellular protein transport. Gene Ontology annotation, cellular component: secretory granule; plasma membrane. The transcript has 16 exons.